UUGCAAACUCAGGAAAAUGUCUGGUCACUCACAAAUAGGCUACUCAAAACUGCCACCCCUAGGCGCCCACCAGUUACCCUCAACAGAGACGGUACUUACACCACCGAUAGCCAGGAGACUGCUAAGGCACUUUUGGACCACUUUUACCCGGGUGACUCACCCGACACCUUACCACGACAUCACGAAUUAAGAUCUGACAUGACCAACUCUCCUCAGUCCCAUUACGACCCUCCCUUCACUCAGGAGGAGGUGUUGGAGUGUUUAAGACAAAUGAAUCCCAAAAAGGCUCCCGGACUCGACAACUUAACAUCAGACAUAUGUUUACAGUUUGCGACAGACUAUCCUAGACUCUUGACUGACAUACUUAACCGCUGUCUUGCACUCCAACACUUCCCUAACCAGUGGAAAACCGCUUUUGUCAAAAUUAUCCCGAAGCCGGGUAAGUCUGACUACAGCGCAUUAGAGUCAUUUCGUCCUAUUGGCCUGAUACCUGUGUUCGGCAAGCUGCUGGAAAAACUGUUCAUUAGAAGAGUCACAUACCAUGCACAACGAAAUAAUCUGUUAAACAAAUUUCAGUUCGGUUUCCGGGAACAGACCAACACGUGCGAAGCUAUAAACACUGCGCUCGAUAUAAUAUAUACAAGCGAAAAGUAA
This is a messenger RNA of Parnassius apollo (apollo), 654 nucleotides long. Lineage: Eukaryota; Metazoa; Arthropoda; Insecta; Lepidoptera; Papilionidae. The record is from the annotation of a GenBank genome assembly.